Messenger RNA from Aaosphaeria arxii CBS 175.79, 435 nucleotides. RefSeq lists its product as uncharacterized. The record is from RefSeq and is a predicted model, not a curated record. The transcript is spliced from 2 exons. The coding region runs from base 1 to 435 and encodes 144 amino acids. NCBI's taxonomy places the organism in Eukaryota, Fungi, Ascomycota, Dothideomycetes, Pleosporales.
AUGAAUGCGAAACGGGUAGUUACUCUCGUUUGUCUAUCACUACAAAGCCAGAAUUUGCAUAUACAUCCGUAUUAUUUAUACAGGACGGGGACAUCUUCAAAGCGAAAUUCUUCGGCCGCGGAAAAGUCGAUACCAAAAAAUUACAAGACGUUCAGCAUAUUCCUCCAGACUCGUCCUAUCCUACGGUCAGACCCGGCUGCAAUGUGGCAGAGGCAUGCCAUGUUAAAACCUCUACCCUCUUCGCUACAGUCACUUAAUAACAACAUACAGACUACUCUUACGAUACACAUUACGCUACUUAAAAUCCAUGCUGAUCUGUUCUCUACCCAGCCAUGGUUCCAAGAAUACUGGCUCACAUGCGUCAUAUUUCUCAAACAGCAGAUCUUGGCUAAUCUGGAGGUGUUGUCCAUCCCGCCUGUACUGUUCACGUCUUAG